GAGCGCGCAGGCAGGGCCCUGAGCGCACGCCGCCGCCGCCGCCACCGCCCGACCCGCCGCAUUGCUGCUACCGCCGCCGCCCCGGCCCGGCCCGCGGCCCCCAAUAUGGUGCAGCCGCCCGCGCCGCCGCCAGUGCGGCCGCCCGCGGGCCCGGCCGCCGCCCUCGGGCGCCCGCAGCGCGGCAGCCGCAGGUGGGGGGCUGCGCCCCGGGCCUGAGCCUCUAUCCCCGCGGCGGCCUGUACGGCCAGCCCCGCGGGCUCGCCUCUGAGGGGCACUUGGCGCUGAGGUGGAGCCGUUUGCACCAGCGCUGCUGCUCCUGCCCCCUCCCUCCCCCUCCCCUCCCCUCCCCCUCCCUCCUCCCCUCCGGUCCUGUCUCCAGCGGGAGCGCGAGACGCUGGUCAGGCUCCGCGGCGCAGCUCGAAAAUGAAUAAUCGCCCCCGAUUGACUUAAAUUCCACCGAAGCCGGCGCAGCGGCCGCCCGCCGCUCGGGAUCUGCUUGCUGUGUUUUUGCUUCUCCAUUCUUCCUUAAAAAAAAAAAAAUAGCAAAACAAAACCAGCAGCCAACCAACCAAGAAUCCGGUUUGUUGAUCGCCUUUUUUUUUUCACCGUUUGCGGGAUUUGCAAACCGAGUUACAUGCAUGUCCAGUGGGGGUAGGUUUAAUUUUGACGAUGGAGGGUCCUACUGUGGAGGCUGGGAGGACGGCAAGGCGCACGGCCAUGGCGUCUGCACCGGCCCCAAGGGCCAGGGCGAAUACACCGGCUCGUGGAGCCACGGCUUCGAGGUGUUGGGCGUCUACACCUGGCCCAGCGGCAACACGUACCAGGGCACUUGGGCGCAGGGCAAGCGCCACGGAAUCGGCCUGGAGAGCAAGGGGAAGUGGGUGUACAAGGGCGAGUGGACGCACGGAUUUAAGGGGCGCUACGGGGUGCGGGAGUGCACGGGCAACGGGGCCAAGUACGAAGGGACCUGGAGCAACGGGCUGCAGGACGGCUAUGGCACCGAGACCUACUCGGAUGGAGGGACCUACCAGGGCCAGUGGGUUGGUGGCAUGCGCCAAGGCUAUGGUGUGCGACAGAGCGUCCCCUAUGGCAUGGCGGCAGUCAUCCGCUCGCCCUUGAGGACGUCCAUCAACUCUCUGCGCAGUGAGCACACCAAUGGUGCGGCCCUGCACCCUGACGCCUCCCCGGCGCUGGCCGGCUCCCCGGCCGUGUCCCGAGGGGGCUUCGUGCUCGUGGCCCACAGUGACUCCGAGAUCCUCAAGAACAAGAAGAAGGGGCUGUUCCGGCGCUCGCUGCUGAGCGGGCUGAAGCUGCGCAAGUCGGAGUCCAAGAGCAGCCUGGCCAGCCAGCGCAGCAAGCAGAGCUCAUUCCGCAGCGAGGCUGGCAUGAGCACGGUCAGCUCCACGGCCAGCGACAUCCACUCCACCAUCAGCCUGGGGGAGGGCGAGGCCGAGUUGUCGGUCAUCGAGGACGACAUCGACGCCACCACCACCGAGACCUACGUGGGCGAGUGGAAGAACGACAAGCGUGCCGGCUUUGGCGUGAGCCAGCGCUCCGAUGGGCUCAAGUACGAGGGCGAGUGGGCCAGCAACCGGCGGCAUGGCUACGGCUGCAUGACCUUUCCCGACGGUACCAAGGAGGAGGGCAAGUACAAGCAGAACAUCCUCGUGAGCGGCAAGCGCAAGAACCUCAUCCCGCUGCGCGCCAGCAAGAUCCGCGAGAAGGUGGACCGGGCCGUGGAGGCGGCCCAGCGGGCGGCCACCAUUGCUAAGCAGAAGGCGGAGAUUGCAGCCUCCAGGACCUCCCACUCCAGGGCCAAGGCCGAGGCAGCCCUCACCGCAGCUCAGAAGGCCCAGGAGGAGGCACGGAUUGCCAGGAUCGCUGCGAAAGAGUUCUCGCCUUCCUUCCAGCACAGGGAAAACGGGCUGGAGUACCAGCGGCCGAAGCAUCAGGUUUCCAGCGAUGACAUCGAAGUGAUCUCCAUCGGGACGCCCCUGCAGCAGGAGAGCCCCGAGCUGUACCGCAAAGGCACCACCCCCUCGGACCUGACCCCUGAUGACAGCCCCCUGCAGAGCUUCCCUACCAGCCCCUCUGCCACCCCACCACCAGCCCCCGCUUCCAGGAACAAAGUCGCCCAUUUCUCCCGGCAGAUCUCGGUCGACGAGGAGCGAAGUGGGGACAUCCAGAUGCUCCUGGAGAGCCGGGGAGGGGACUAUGGCCGCAACAGCUGGGGCGAGGAGAAGGCUGGGGGCUCCAGGGGUGUCCGCAGCAGUGCCCUCCGCAGUGGCCAGCCCGCGGAGGACUUCCGCACCCGGGGCUCAGGCCACAAGCAGCCCGGCAACCCUAAACCCCGGGAGCGGCGGACGGAGUCGCCCCCUGCAUUCUCCUGGACUUCCCACCCUCGGGCCAGCAACCCCAGCCCAGGGGGGGCCAAGCUGCUGGAGCUGGAUGAGGAGAAGCUGAGCAACUAUGAGAUGGAGAUGAAGCCCCUGCUGAGGGUGGACUCCCACGUGCAGGAGCCGCACCCCCAGAAGAGACGCUACAGCAGGGGGGGCACCUGCCGGGGUCUGGGCGAGGACCGGGGCUUCGGGGCGCAGAGACUGAGGUCCAAGUCCCAGAACAAGGAGAAUGUCCGGCCAGCUGCAAGCACAGAGCCCGCGGUGCAGAGACUGGAGAGCCUGCGGCUGGGUGACAGGGCCGAGCCCCGGCUGCUGCGCUGGGACCUGACCUUCUCCCCGCCCCAGAAGUCCUCGCCUGUGCCACUGGAAUCAGAUGAGGAGAACGGGGACGAACUCAAGUCCAGCACGGGCUCGGCGCCCAUCCUGGUAGCCAUGGUGAUCUUGCUAAACAUCGGCGUCGCCAUUUUGUUUAUUAACUUUUUCAUCUGAUGAGAUUGUCAUGUUCGCAAAAACAACCGUUGGUGUACAAAAGGGGGACGUUAAAAGUAAAACAACAAAAAGGGAAGGAUCGUAACUCGGACAGCCCCACAGCUACUUCCGAGUCUUUUCACAGAACAACACGAUUGGGUAUUACUCACAGUUUGCCUUUUUUUCUGGGUAAUGUUUUUUGGAUUUUAGCCAAAAUUCUUUGCUUGUAUAACACUAUGCUGUGUGGCAUGGCAGAAGGAGGCCAGCACGCCGUCCCCUCCAGCUUGACAUGGAAAGAAAAGGGAUCCCAGCAAAUCAGCGGCAAAAAAAUUAAAUCACCGUCAUCACACUCCGCCUGGGAUGUGGAAAAGGAGGCAGCCUGAGGAAGACCCUCCCUCCCCCGAGGGUCCAGCGGGGCCCGGCCUGCAGGGAAGCAGCUGCCGUGAGGCGUGGCACGGAAGUGGGUUCACUCUGCUUUUCCUCUCUGUUCUGGAAUCGUGGGUGACAAGUAUGGGCGUGAGGCAAGGGGACACGGGUGUCCCGUUCCGGCUGGCGGCAGUCUAAGCCGCUUUCUAUUUUAAAUCUGUGCUGCAUACUUAAGGAAGAAGAGCUGCCUUCUCUUCCUCAUCAAACAGAUCACAACCCUGCCCUCUUCUCGGCACUGCCGCACGGCUUUCCUUGCAAGGCCGGCUCCCCACACAGUCUUAAAGCUAAGUCCUUAUUUUUGCCGCUGUCCCUCCCCAUUUUGCCACCCUCCUACCAGACCCCAGGGGAGCUGUGCUGCAGAAGCCCAGGGCUGGUGCUGGAGGGCAGGGAACAGUGCGAGGGCCCCCGGGCUCUGAGCGUGUGGCAUUCCUGCACUUACUGUGCAAGACGUGUAUCCAGGCUCCAGUGUCCCUGUCAGGUGUCUGUGGCAAUGACGGCCCUUCCAUGACAUCAUCUUUCACUGUCCUUAAGCCCAUGGGUUUCACAUCUUUGUCCUGUGCCUGAGACUCCUCCCCCCCCGCCCCCCCCAUGCACAAUCCUUCUAGAUGCCUCAUUCAUUCUCCAGAACUGGUCUGGUCCCAGGACAGGAGUGUGGUUGAAACCCAGUGGCUUGAAAAUUCCUGAGAAAUCGUUGCAUAUCCAUCUCCCCCAAAAUAUACAACGUAACUUGUUUCAGUCAAACAAAAACAGGUUCCUGGUGUUUCUGCCUUCUCUACAAGCGUUGCUCUGUCAUCCAAACAAAAGAACAAGGUUCCAGAAUGUCUGGGUGCCCCGUGGUCCUAGGUAUGGAGCCAGCCCCAGCCAGCUUGUAUGGGCGUGUCUGUGGGGGCAUGGGCACGUCCAUAUGUGGGUCCCCCUGAGCUCACGCCUGGAAGGUCCUUACAGUAAGUUCCCACAGUCAUCCUGGGUACAGCCCGUCUAUGACUCUGCCUUGCUUUGCUUAUGUUUAGCUGUUUCUCUGCUACCUUUCAAGCAGAUUUCUUUACUACACUGCACUGGAUUGCUAUAUUUUUAACCAGAAAUAAACUAAAGAUUAGAGCAUGUUCCAGUUAAAUUCAGUUUUAUUUUUUUCCGUUAUACAUUCACUCCCCUUUCCUUCUCACAGUUUGGUUUAGGUUGGGGUCUUUUUUGGGGGAGUGGGGACAUGGGAGAGGGAGGGAGGAUCCGUAGGAAAUACAUUUCUGAUAAUGUUGCUUUCUAAAGGGGUAUUACAUCUUUUUGUACAUCUUAUUUUCCGUUCCUCUUUUUUAAUAUCGAGUGGUUGCUGCAGACCUGAAGUGAACCAAAUAAAGAUGCCUGCUCCUUGCAGCUCUAAGAAUCAUCCAUGCUGGGAUAUGUGUUUUAUAAUUCUGUUUGCAACUCUUUGUAAAGAUUGUAGAGACUUAUUUUGUACAUUCCAAGAACUGCAUGACAAAAAUGGCACCUACAAACACAGGUUACAUACGUGCAAUCACCAUGAGGCAGUCAUGCAUACAAACAACAGCACAGCAACACACAUCACUCAACAGAAGCAGUAGUGGUUUCAUGACUAGGUGUCUGUACCACUCGUCUAGCUGCCAAUCACACACUUGCGAAAACCAAAUCAACACACCGACAUUCUGUCAGCACCUGCAGAGGGCAGAGCCACUUCCCUGUACUCCUGGUAAAUUCCAAGUGGAUUCCACCAAGACCAGAACAUACCGAUAGACUCCAGAAAGCUCAUUUUUAAUUGAUUUCCAAACAGUGUGAUUAAAGACCAGGUUGCCUCCCGGGCUCCCUGCAGACCGGCCGAAUGCUUUUAGCUCAGCCCUCUUGCUUUUUCCACCUGCCCAGAGCCUCAGGUUUCCCCGCCAGGUGCGCCAGUCACCUCCCUCCGGGGCCAGGUCAGCUGACCUGCUUUUCUCAUGCUCUCCUGGUGGAUGUGCGGGUGCUGAGCUCCACAAGGACACGCGGGAAUGUGGGGAGAAUGGACGUGUGUGUCAUGGCUGGCCCCCAGUGGUGCCGAGCGCUGACAAGUUUUAAUUAAUCCCAGAACAACCUCGUGAGAGUCAUUUCUCCCCCGACACGCUCUAGAUGUGAAAACCGGAGGCAGAGAAAUUGAGUUACUGGAAAUACUGGGCCAGAGCCAUGGAGAAGAGGGGGACAGUCACCACCCCAUGUGCACUUCUCCCUACCCACCCAAGGCUGGGGACCUACACUCACAGCUUACCCUAAAAUCACUGGGAAGGACGCUGCUUUCUAAGGUCACCAGGGGACAGUCAGUGCCUGUGGCUCACCCACUCCAUUUACCACAAAAGUGAGGAGCCUUGUGCAUUGGAUUUACUUGUGCUUUUUAAAGUCUGCUUAGUGCCCGGAUAAUUCAGGCCCCUGAAAAAUUCUCUUUAUCCAUCCUUCUGAACUCUUAAGUUUUGUAAUCGUUAGCACACAGGAUUCCCAAAGACAGAGAUCAGGUAUGCAAUACACAAGCCGAAAUAGCUGAAAAGGAAGAUGAUGUCAACACAGAAAAGUUCAGUGCAGCCACAAAAAUGCAAAGGCUGUUGCGGGAACCAUUGGAGGAGAGGGAGGGGUCACCGAAAUGCAAGGGCUCUGACUCACUUUCCUAAGAAGUCCACAACCACAUCUAACCACCAAUACUCACUUCUUUGAAACGCCACAGUGUGGGGUGUGAGCAAACACCGACCGUGUCUCCCCGAAA
This is a messenger RNA of Rhinolophus ferrumequinum (greater horseshoe bat), 6027 nucleotides long. It is a transcript of the gene JPH3, whose product is annotated as junctophilin 3. The record is from RefSeq and is a predicted model, not a curated record. Gene Ontology annotation, cellular component: junctional membrane complex; plasma membrane; endoplasmic reticulum membrane. Lineage: Eukaryota; Metazoa; Chordata; Mammalia; Chiroptera; Rhinolophidae. Bases 639 to 2888 code for a protein of 749 amino acids. Gene Ontology annotation, biological process: regulation of synaptic plasticity. The transcript is spliced from 5 exons.